AUGGGAGGCGGCGGUGGCAAAAGUUUGGCGACCUCGCCGGUGCGACCGGAAGAACGCACUCUCGCAACCCAAGGUGCUGGUGCUCACAAGCGUGAUCUGAACAAUCUGUACCAAGUGAUCUAUUACGGUGACUCGCAGGUCGAGGUCGGCAAACCGUUCUCGAUCUCGUGCAUCAUCAGCAUCGCCAACCCGGUCGAGUGGCACAAGGACGGUGAACCGAUCCGGAAGCACAGCAACAUUCGCCACGGCAAGGACGAGCACAGCUACAUCGAAAGCGAGAUGGGCAUCGCAGGAAACCGAGACAAGAUCGAGGCAUCGAUCAGUGUGCAGCGCGCGCUGCCGAAGCACCAGGGCCGGUACCAGUGUAACGCGCUGUACAAGAACUACCACCAGCUGUACGUGCUCCGGAACGGCUCGCUGCUCAGUCACGUGCCGCUGGUCGGUUCGUCCGGGAAGCGGCUGGAAGAACCGUUUCUCGGCACGGCCCGGUCCACGCUGGUGGCGCCCCUCGCGAUCGACCACCACCACUUUACGACGGCCGUAGCCCUGGCGCCGGCCGCCAUCGAUCGAUCGCUGCCCAGCAAGGAAGAUUUGAAGCGAUUCGUCGUCGCGGGUCAAAAGGAAUCACCCGACGGCGGCGAGGACCUACGGUUGAAGGAGAAAGAAGAACUGGAACAGGUUAUGUCCGCGGGUGCAGUGCAUGGGGUCGGAAAGCACCCCGCUGGUGGUCGCCAGCAGCAUCCACCACCUCCCCUGAUCGAGGCACCGCUCGAGGGUGACGAAGAGGAAGAAGAAGAAGAAGGGGACGAAAGAGGUGCCUCGGGUGUCGAUCUGGACGACUCGAUCGGUGGAAGCGAUCGAGAGGAAGCGGAGGGUGACAUGCGGACCGACACGGAGAUCGUGAUCGACGGGAAGGCCCUCUCGAUUGAGGAGGACAACAUCGACAAGCUGAUCCAGAACAAGAGCGACAUCAGUGGCAUCAUCCGGGUGGACAGCUUGGAGGAGCUACAGCUAAAUGGGAAUCUGCUCCUCCAGCAGCGCCCGGAAAACACCGGCGGUGCCACGGUGGACGAAGACGAAGAACCUUCCACCGGUUCCGACGGCGCGCUGGUGGAGGAAGGAUUACUACUGCCAACUGCGCCGCACAUACCGGAUCACACGCGAACCUCCCUGGUGGCGGCAACCCCGCCCAGUACUACGGCUCUGGCAACGACAACGCCGACACCAACCACCGCUUCGACCACAACGACCCCCAGGCCUCCAGAGGCACCCGAACAGCAGGGUGUCGGUGGCGGUCACCAUCGGCAGCAUCAUCACCACGAACAUCACACGACACUGAAGGCCGCGGCGAACGGUGCCGUCGCGUUCGCCAUCACCACCACCUCGGCCACCAUCACCACAACGGCUGCUGCCGAUGUACUGCAGCCUAACUACGACGAUGCCAGCACUAGUUUAAAAAUUUUCGACCUAGGUAAAGCAUUGACGCUCGGUUGUAAUGUUACAAAGGAUGGAAGUUAUGAGUUAAGUUGGUCAAAAGACGGUAAAAACGUAAGUGAAAUCGAGUCGCUGAAGGGUCGCUACAAUUUGAUUCCGGCGGAACGGAAGUUCAUCAUCACCCGGGCACUGGAGACCGAUGCCGGCGUGUACACGUGUAGUGUGCAUCAGCUGAAUGCAUCCAAAAAUUUUACCGUAGUUGCAAAUGUUGUUGUUAAAUUUGAAAGCACAGAGGUAGGCAAAACGAACAUAGUGGAGGGCGAGAAGCUAACGAUCCGCUGUAUAGCCUACGGAACGGAUCCGAAGAUCACCUGGACAAUCGGCAACAAUACUUAUAACGCGUCGAAAGAUCGCAUCGUGCUGCAGGAGGACGACAGGGGCGUGGAGAACGCAGUGCUCACCAUCGAUAGCAUAACGCUGGACGACUACACCGACUAUACCUGCGAGGCGCGAAAUAAUGCCACCGACAUCACGGGCAAACCGGCGCAGGUCGCGAUGACCGUUAGAGUUAGAGGAAAGUACGCUGCGCUGUACGUGUUUUUGGGUAUCAUUGCGGAAGUUGUUGUAUUAUGUGCGAUUAUUUUAAUAUGCGAAAAAAGACGUAACAAGACAGAGAUCGAGGAGAGUGAUACCGACCAGAGUCCGGACCAAACCAAGAACGGCUACAAUGGUAAAGAUUCCGAACUACGCCAAAGAAAGUAGAGAGACACUCGCGCAAACGGGCGAGAAAUUCCGCGGGAUGCCGCCGCGUGCGCACGUGCGUGUUGUGUGGCGAUACGUGCGUAAUUUGUGUUUUGACGAGCGCGGGAACCAACAGCUACCAUCGUAACGCUUUUCGGUGGAAAAGCUGAAGAAGUGAUGCUCUCCACCCGUACCGCCUUUGACCGAUGUUGUACAUAUGAGAAAGCAACCGACAGCAAAGCAUUAAAUCGCAACAUUACAGGCCUUCGUCGAACAGUUUUUUGCAGCCGACGACCGAUCGUUAAUCGUAGCAUUGUUCCGGUUCAGUCACGUUGCUCCCGUCUGAGUCGUGAAAAAGUUUUUCGUUUAUUGGAUUUGGUGGAAUCGAUUACUGUAACAUGUAACGGUUGCGGCAGAGAACAUCGCAAACACGCAUCGCCAAUCGUAACGAUCCAAUUUAAUUUAAAGAGAGUAUUUGAAUUGUUUUUCAAACCGUUCUCAACUUGUAUGCUCCUCGUAGUUUGAGGAUUUUUAUCUAAUGGUUUUCACUCUAUUUUGAAAUAUUUCUGUUCCGGAAUGCACGUGUAGCGUAAAGGCGUUCGUGUAGAAAUUAUGAUUGCGAUUUGAACUGGCCGCGAUUAGCAGAGCCGCGAUAGUUGUAUCACCAAAAUCAAAACCUUGAAAAGCAUUAGCAGCAGCACCACCACCAGAAAAAAACAGUGAUACAAUGCUAAACCAUUGUUGAUCGUUGUACUUUCGGAAUAGGAAGCAAAAUGUAAAACUAUCAGUCUCCGGUGCGCCGGUAAAAUCGACGGAAAAAUAUCGUUCUUUCCGUCAACAGGAACGGCGAAACAGUUUGUAGUUGGACACAGUUGUAGAGCAAAUCGGUACAUAGUGAAACGAUGCAGUGUGUAGAAUGAAUUACAUAAAACAGUAAAUUAGGAUGUACAACCGUACAACGGAAACCAAAUCAAUGAAAGUCCACCAACAUCAACUUCAAUGGCAUUCUUUCGAUAAUUUGUAGCUGCAUAAAGACCACCAUUUCUUAUUAAGUAGAUAGUGUAGGAAACGGAAACGACACCAGCGGGAGCCCAAUUUUUGCCGUGUUAUAGAAACGCCUAAUUCAAUUUCACAACAAUAUUAUGAAUAUUUUCACACGGCUGCCCGAUCAACCGGUGACAACUCAAGCAAUUCGUUUUACUUCUUGUACGUUUGAACGCAUGAUCAAAUGGAUGCAAGAACGGAACCUUUAAUCGUUCAAUUAAGCACGCAAACUGUACACCGGUACAGCACCAGCAGCGCUGACAGGCCAUACUUGUCGCCCCGCUUAUCGGCUGGUAAUUUUUCUACUAAAACCACACGGUAGGUUUACCUUAUUCAAACGACUAGAAAUAAUAAAAUUGCCACAUCUUCACCGAAUGCAAUUCGCUAAACCUCUCUUCCACAUCUUCGCAGUGCUAAUCAACUGGAAAGGGCUGCGACGCGCACCCUGAAUGGCUUUUUCACUAAUUAGCACACAGCAUCCAAACGAGGGCUCUCAUUGAAAUCGCUUUGUGCGACAUUUUUCUUUUUCUAAUAACAUCAACAACCGACAAUGUUAAACUAUUUCUAAGAAAAUCAAACAAAAUUUAACCUAGUGAAAAAUAAUAAACCAACCGUUUGUUUUUUUCUCUGA
Anopheles cruzii is the source of this 3850-nucleotide messenger RNA. RefSeq lists its product as uncharacterized. The record is from RefSeq and is a predicted model, not a curated record. Gene Ontology annotation, biological process: cell-cell adhesion. Gene Ontology annotation, cellular component: cell-cell junction. Bases 1 to 2196 code for a protein of 731 amino acids. Gene Ontology annotation, molecular function: cell adhesion molecule binding. NCBI's taxonomy places the organism in Eukaryota, Metazoa, Arthropoda, Insecta, Diptera, Culicidae. The transcript is spliced from 11 exons.